Anopheles maculipalpis is the source of this 1335-nucleotide messenger RNA. RefSeq names its product RNA-binding protein NOB1. Bases 67 to 1335 code for a protein of 422 amino acids. The transcript has 2 exons. Gene Ontology annotation, biological process: maturation of SSU-rRNA; ribosomal small subunit biogenesis. Lineage: Eukaryota; Metazoa; Arthropoda; Insecta; Diptera; Culicidae. Gene Ontology annotation, cellular component: preribosome, small subunit precursor. Gene Ontology annotation, molecular function: RNA endonuclease activity. The record is from RefSeq and is a predicted model, not a curated record.
UGGCAAUGCGUGUUUAAAUCAAAACAAUUCACCUAAAAUCCAUUUUCCCUAGAUAUUGUCCGAAAAAUGCCGAAAUUUCAACAUUUAGUCGUAGAUACUGCAGCGUUCGUUAAGAAUGAACAACUGCAAAACUACGCCGAAAACUGCUACACCGUACCUGGUGUUCUGGCUGAAAUCCGUAACAAUCGACAGAUCAAGAAUUUGGCGGUGCUUCCAUACAAUCUGCAAGUGAAGAGUGCGGACCCAGAUGUGCUUGCAAAGGUGGUGGCGAUAGCAAAGAAAACGGGUGACUAUGCUUCACUGUCGCUAGUCGAUUUGCAGGUUAUCGCGCUAACGUACGAACUGGAAACAAUUCACGUGGGUCGUGAUCAUUUGCGCGAUGAACCAAUGCCAGCUAUCACGGUGACUGCCGAUACAAAGCCAGCUGUCCUACAGGGCACGGAGUUGAUGAAAGGAUUUUAUGUACCGUCGAAAAAGGGUGAAGAUGAGAACGAAUCGCCACAGAGCGAAGAUGAUGCUUCUGAGUCCUUAAACGACCAUAACGAAGCUCAAGAACACGAGCCACAUUCCCAGUCAGAUUCGAAAACCGGUACAAAUGAGCAGAAGAAAGCUACGCAUGAAUCAGCAAGCGAAGAGGAAGAUUUCGCUGACGAAAUAUGUGAGGAAGAGGAGGAAGAUUUGGAAAAUGAAGACGACGAUGACGAUGGUGAUGAGGACGAUGAUAGCUGGAUAACACCCAGCAACAUCAAACAGGUGAAGCGCGACAUGGGAAUGGAUCUGCACGAAGAAGCAUCGACCACCGUAGCAUGCAUCACGACCGAUUAUGCGUUACAGAAUGUAUUGAAGCAGAUCGGGCUGCAGGUUGCCGCACUGGAUGGCCGCAUUAUCAAGCAGGUCCGCACGUACAUAUUGCGAUGUUACGCCUGCUUCAAAACAACGCCGGACGCAACGAAAGUGUUCUGCCCGAAGUGUGGUAACAAGACGCUGAAGAAAGUGGCCGUCAGCUUGGACGCAGAAGGCAAACAGAUUAUUCACAUCAACACCCGGCGACCGCUGACGGCCAAGUACAAAAAUCGACCGAUUGCUAAGUUUGAAGGUGGCAAGUAUGCUACCAAUCCCCUUCUGUUUGCCGAUCAACCGUUGCCACAGCAGCGCGUGUCGGCAAAGGCUCAAUCGAAAACCAAUGCCCUCGGGGAUGAUUAUACGGCCGGGUAUUCGCCGUUCGUGAUGCGAGAUGUUGAUUCACGUUCCGCUGUAUUGCGUGGAUCGUCGAAUUUGAAGCAGCGUAUCACCAACCUCACGUACGACAACAAACGCCGUGGAUAUAAGAAGUAG